CCCCGGCCGUGUGUGCGGAAGCUGCCGACGCCCGGGAUUGUGGGAGCGGGGGGAACGCGGUGCGGGGAGGGGACGCGGCCGGGGCCGGAGGGUUCCGGUGUGGGGCGCAGACGUGUCGGCCGGGGCCGCGGAGCGACAGGCGCUGCCCCUGCCCGCUCGGAACAGCGCCCGGCCCGGGGCCGGCCCGGCGGCGCCAUGGCCGGGACCAGCAGCCCCGAAGCCGUGAAGAAGCUGCUGGAAAACAUGCAGGGGGACCUGCGGGGCCUGAGCCUGGAGUGCCGGAAAAAAUUCCCCCCCGUCAAGGAGGCUGCUGAAUCAGGAAUAAUAAAAGUGAAAACAAUAGCUGCACGAAACACAGAUAUUUUGGCAGCAUUGAAAGAGAACAGUUCAGAGGUGGUUCAGCCUUUUCUGAUGGGUUGUGGAACAAAAGAACCAAAGAUCACUCAGCUGUGUCUAGCAGCCAUACAGAGGCUCAUGUCUCAUGAAGUUGUUUCAGAGGCUGCAGCCGGAAACAUUAUCAAUAUGCUUUGGCAAUUGAUGGAGAACAGUCUUGAAGAACUUAAAUUGCUCCAGACAGUUCUUGUACUUUUAACAACCAAUACAGUUGUGCAUGAUGAAGCACUAUCCAAGGCUAUUGUACUUUGCUUUCGGUUGCACUUCACAAAAGAUAAUAUCACAAAUAACACUGCAGCAGCUACAGUGCGGCAGGUGGUAACUGUCGUGUUUGAGAGAGUGGUUGCUGAAGAUGAACGAUGCAAAGAUGCUAUUGACCAGCCAGCUGCAGUUCAAGGGAAUAGUAAUAGAAGAUCUGUCAGUACACUGAAGCCAUGUGCUAAGGAUGCAUAUAUGCUUUUUCAGGAUCUUUGUCAGUUAGUUAAUGCUGAUGCUCCCUACUGGCUCGUGGGUAUGACAGAAAUGACGCGGACAUUUGGCCUUGAACUUCUUGAGUCAGUCCUCAAUGACUUUCCCCAAGUGUUUUUACAACAUCAGGAAUUCAGUUUUCUUCUUAAAGAAAGGGUAUGCCCUCUUGUUAUAAAGCUCUUCUCCCCAAAUAUCAAAUUCAGGCAAGGUUCCACCACCUCAUCUUCCCCAGCACCAGUGGAAAAACCAUACUUUCCCAUCUGUAUGCGUUUGCUGCGAGUAGUUUCUGUUUUGAUUAAACAGUUUUACAGCUUGCUGGUAACAGAAUGUGAAAUCUUUCUGUCAUUGCUGGUUAAGUUUCUGGAUGCAGACAAACCACAGUGGCUACGAGCAGUUGCAGUAGAAUCUAUUCACAGGCUCUGUGUGCAGCCUCAGCUAUUAAGGUCUUUUUGUCAGUCAUAUGAUAUGAAGCAACAUUCCACUAAAGUUUUCCGUGAUAUUGUGAAUGCACUGGGGUCCUUUAUCCAGUCUUUAUUUCUUGUACCAAGCACGGGGAACACAUCAGCAACACCAAACCAAGCUGGAAGCAAUGCAUCAGGGAAUACUGGCUCAGCACAAACGAACCCAGGAGUGCUUGGAAUGGGUGGAGGUGCAACUGUAUUACCUGCCUUUGAGUACAGAGGCACUUGGAUCCCCAUCCUGAAUGUAACAGUACAAGGCAGUGCUAAAGCUACAUAUUUGGAGAUGCUGGACAAAGUUGAGCCACCUACAAUUCCUGAGGGCUAUGCAAUGUCAGUGGCAUUUCACUGUUUGCUGGAUCUUGUCCGUGGUAUCACUACCAUGAUCGAAGGAGAGUUGGGAGAGGCAGAAACUGUCAUUCAAACCACAGCAGAGGCAACUUCAUUACCAGCACAGUCUUCAGAGCAAGAUUUGCAGUCUGUUUCUGACCAAUCAGAGAAAGAACUAGUUAGCAGAGCUGUCUGGGAAGAAAUGGUGAACGCUUGUUGGUGUGGUCUUCUGGCUGCUCUAUCCCUUCUACUUGAUGCAAGCACUGAUGAAGCUGCUACUGAAAAUAUUCUAAAAGCAGAAUUGACCAUGGCUGCACUUUGUGGAAGACUGGGUCUUGUAACAUCAAGAGAUGCCUUUAUCACUGCCAUUUGCAAAGGAUCCUUGCCUCCUCACUAUGCCCUUACUGUAUUAAACAGCACAACUGCAGCUCUGUCCAGCAAAUCAUAUUCCAUUCAGGGACAGAAUGUUCAAAUGAUUAGUCCCUCAAGUGAGUCUCACCAGCAAGUUGUUGCAGUAGGGCAACCCUUAGCUCUUCAGCCACAGGGAACAGUUAUGCUGACAUCAAAAAAUAUCCAGUGUAUGAGGACAUUACUCAACCUAGCUCACUUCCAUGGAGCUGUUCUGGGUACAUCGUGGCAACUUGUCCUGGCUACCCUUCAGCAUCUUGUGUGGAUUCUGGGACUGAAGCCUAGUGUUGGGGGUGCAUUAAAACCUGGAAGAGCUGUGGAAGGGCCAAGCACAGUUCUUACUACAGCGGUUAUGACUGAUCUGCCAUCUAUAUCCAGCAUGAUUUCAAAGCUUUUUGAAAACUCACAGUACCUUGACGAUGUGUCUUUACAUCACCUAAUAAAUGCCCUUUGCUCCUUGUCUCUGGAAGCCAUGGAUAUGGCCUAUGGAAACAAUAAGGAACCGUCACUUUUUGCUGUUGCUAAAUUACUGGAAACGGGACUAGUUAACAUGCGCAGGAUCGAGAUUCUUUGGAGACCUCUGACCGGUCAUCUUCUGGAGAAGGUCUGUCAGCAUCCCAACUCCAGAAUGAGAGAAUGGGGAGCAGAAGCUUUAACUUCUCUCAUUAAAGCAGGACUGACAUUCAGACAUGAUCCUCCAUUAUCUCAAAACCAGAGACUGCAGUUGCUUUUAUUGAAUCCACUAAAGGAGCUGUCAAACAUUAGUCAUCCUGAUAUCAGGAUCAAGCAGUUGGAGUGUGUGCUACAGAUUUUACAGAGUCAAGGUGACAGCUUAGGACCUGGUUGGCCAUUGGUGCUUGGAGUCAUGGGGGCAAUCCAAAGUGAUCAGGGAGAGUCCUUAAUACGGACUGCAUUCCAGUGUCUUCAGCUAGUUGUGACCGACUUCCUUCCUACAAUGCCAUGUACUUGUCUGCAGAUAGUUGUUGAAGUUGCAGGAAGCUUUGGACUUCACAAUCAAGAGCUAAAUAUUAGCUUAACUUCAAUUGGUUUGCUGUGGAAUAUUUCAGAUUAUUUUUUCCAAAGAGGUGAAAUAAUUGAAAAGGAGCUAAACAAAGAAGAAGCAGUGUUGCAGAAACAGGCAGAAGAAAAGGGAGUAUUGCUGAACAGACCUUUUCAUCCUGCAUCACCAUUUGACUGUCUUUGGUUAUGCCUGUAUGCCAAACUUGGAGAACUGUGUGUGGAUCCCAGACCUGCAGUUAGAAAGAGUGCUGGGCAGACAUUGUUUUCUACUAUUGGUGCUCAUGGAACUUUACUGCAACAUUCAACGUGGCACACAGUAAUAUGGAAGGUUUUAUUUCACCUGUUGGAUAGGGUUCGAGAAUCUUCUACAACAGCUGACAAAGAGAAGAUUGAAUCAGGAGGAGGCAACAUUCUCAUUCAUCAUUCAAGGGAUACAGCUGAGAAACAGUGGGCUGAGACAUGGGUAUUAACACUGGCUGGAGUUGCAAGAAUAUUUAACACUAGGAGAUACUUACUGCAGCCUCUAGGAGACUUUUCCCAAGCCUGGGAUGUUCUUCUUGAUCACAUCCAGUCAGCAGCACUUAGCAAAAAUAAUGAAGUUUCCUUGGCUGCUCUGAAAAGCUUCCAGGAAAUCCUACAAAUUGUUUCCCCUGUUCGAGACUCUGAGAAGCCUGAGACACCACCUGCCAUCAAUGUUUCUGUGCCUUUGGUGGUAGGGACAACUACUGCCACUAGUCUUGGCAGAUCAUUCAUGAGAACUGACUCCAUAGGAGAAAGAAUAGGAAGAUAUAAUGGAUCUGAACCUCCUGUAAUAACAGAUGAGAUUGAAGAUUUGAAUCUUUGGUGGGCAGCCUGGAACAGCUGGUAUAGGAUUGGAUCAGAAAGUACAAGGCCUCCAAUUACUUGUGAUAAAUUGACUUUCAUUCCCAGCCAGCCUUUUCUCACAGCUUUAAUUCAAAUAUUCCCAGCUCUUUACCAACACAUCAAAACUGGUUUCAGCAUGGAUGAUCUCCAAAAGCUGGGUGUCAUUUUGCAUGGUGCUGUUUCAGUUCCAAUCAGUUCAGAUGCUUCCCCUUUCAUCCUUCCAUCUUACACUGAAGCAGUUCUGACAAGUUUACAGGAAGCAGUGCUUACAGCUUUAGAUGUUUUACAAAAGGCUAUAUGUGUGGGCUCAGAAGGUAUGCAGAUAAUGUAUCCUGCAAUCUUUGACCAACUACUGGCCUUUGUAGAAUUUUCCUGCAAGCCUCCACAGUAUGGACAGCUGGAAACAAAGCACAUUGCAAAUGCAAAGUAUAAUCAGAUACAACUAUUUGCACCGGCGGAAUGGGUGGCAUUGAAUUACGUACCAUUUGCAGAGAGAUCAUUGGAAGUUGUGGUGGACUUAUACCAAAAGACAGCUUGCCACAAAGCUGUGGUAACAGAGAAGGUUCUUCAGAACAUUAUUAAGACACUUAGAAUACCUCUUAGUCUGAAGUACUCGUGUCCUUCUGAAAGCACAUGGAAGCUAGCUGUGUCCUCUCUUCUCAAAGUUCUCUCCAUUGGACUACCUGUUGCAAGGCAGCAUGCAUCUUCUGGAAAAUUUGACAGUAUGUGGCCAGAGCUAGCAAAUACUUUUGAAGACUUUUUGUUCACAAAAAGUAUGUUUAUUUUUAGUACACCUCCUGAUAAUCUCUCAAUUCAAGAAUUUCAGAAGAAUGAGAGUAUUGAUGUUGAGGUGGUGCAGCUAAUCAGCACAGAGAUACUGCCAUAUGCUAAUUUUAUUCCUAAGGAAUUUGUUGGUCAGAUAAUGACUAUGCUCAAUAAAGGCUCAAUACAUUCUCAGUCAUCCUCCUUUACAGAAGCCGAAAUAGACAUUCGAAUGAGAGAAGAGUUUUCUAAGGUGUGUUUUGAAACACUGCUCCAGUUUUCAUUCAGUAAUAAAGUCACAACUCCUCAAGAAGGCUACAUCUCUAGAAUGGCACUUUCUGUGCUCUUGAAAAGGUCACAGGAUGUAUUGCAUCGCUACAUAGAAGAUGAGCGAUUGAGUGGCAAAUGUCCUCUUCCACGGCAGCAAGUAACAGAAAUCAUAUUUGUUUUAAAAGCUGUCAGUACUCUCAUAGAUUCACUUAAAAAGACUCAACCUGAAAAUGUGGAUUCUAGCACAUGGGCACAAGUUAUUGCCUUGUACCCGACUUUAGUAGAAUGUAUCACCUGCUCAUCCUCAGAAGUGUGCUCUGCUUUGAAGGAGGCACUGGUUCCCUUUAAGGACUUCAUGCAUCCACCAGCAGCCAAGGUACAGAAUGGAGAGUCUUGACCCCAUAAAACUUCUUUUUUAUUCUUGAAGGGAAUAUCCAAAAAUGUUUGCUCCUGGGUGAAGUUUCUCUGAGGAAAUCUCUUGUGACUAGUACUUUGGCAACCAGUGCUGACUGCCUCUUAACUGUACUAACAAGAGCUCAGUAAGUUAUGAAUACAGGCUUUAUCUCAAAGGUUCCAGAGUGGGUAGCAGUGCAAACCUUUAAUAAAUUUAAUUGACUAGUUGGAAUCAUUUAUAAUCUAAUGUACUUGCUACAGUAUCUUGAAGUGGUGAUUGAAAAGUGGGCUUAUGUACAGCUUGUUGUGUAUGUGUUAAUGAUGUAAUUAAAAAUAUUUCAAUUCAGUCAGAUUUAUUAGGCUGGUGUUUUGCACCCUUUUUUGAAGUACGAAUUGUACUAAAAUUUUAUGCAAGAUGGUACUGUAACAUUCCAUAUAUCUGUAACCAGCCUUUGUAAACAAAGGGAACUGAUAUACUUGUGUGUAUAAUAAAUGGUACAGUUAUGUAUAAAAUAGUUGCAUUUAUUAUUUAAAUUCUUUUAAAAAUAUUGAUAAUGUCAAAUGCUUGAAAAUGUAUUUAUUAUGAAUAAGUUGUAUGCUUGCAUUUUUACUUACAGUUUGCCUUCUAAAUUGCCAGAUAUGCUCAUUCAUAUCUGAUCAUGUUAGUUUUUUGCUUAACUGAAUGUAUCUUCUUUGUGGCCAUUGGACAUCUGCAAAGGGUCAUAUAACAAAAGAUUGAAGCAAGCAGUCACAGUCUGCUUAUCUCAAAUUUCAGAGUAGUUGACCUGAAAUAAGUUUGAAUAUGCACAAAUCCACUGUAGCACUUCAACACUACCAUACCUCACUUCAUAAUAAAUUUGUUUCAAGAUUUUUGUUCUACUUAACUCUAUCCAUUUUUGCAGUUGCAGCCUUGCUUUAAAAAUAAAACAAACCUAUUUGAGGGUUGUUAGCCUUUUUUGACCUUCUUGGCAAGUAUCAGAGUCUUUGAAUCAUGACCCAGGAAAGGCAAGUUCAAAUAUCUAAAAUACUUGGCUGUGAUAUUUUGUUCAAUAAUUUUAAGUGGGUUUUUUUUAUGUCUUUUCAACCCAAACAAAUUGUUCUAAUCUUUUAAUUAUAAACUGUGUCUGAUAAAAACCAUGAGAAGUGUAUUUUUGAAGAUAGAUACUCAGUUAGAAAUGCAGUAAAAUUUGUCAUUAAAUAAAUGUGAAUUUGUUUCAUUUUAACAUACUACACAAUUGAAGCAAACCACUUUUAAUGGUAUUGUUUUUAAAGUUUGUGAUCUAGCAUUUAAUCUCUUAUUUAAUGAAUUUUGAUUUCAAUAAUGUUUCACCUGUAUUCACAUUUUUAAUCUGUGAUGUGAAAGCACAAAGGCCAAAUGUAAAAAAAAAAAAAAAAAAAAAGACAGGUGCCUUUCUAUGGAUUUCAGAGCUUACCUUUAGGGUUUUGUUUCUUUAAGUCUUUUGUAGAUAUUAAAAAAUUGUCAUGCAUAA
This is a messenger RNA of Motacilla alba alba, 6856 nucleotides long. RefSeq names its product MON2 homolog, regulator of endosome-to-Golgi trafficking (gene MON2). The transcript has 36 exons. Bases 196 to 5370 code for a protein of 1724 amino acids. NCBI's taxonomy places the organism in Eukaryota, Metazoa, Chordata, Aves, Passeriformes, Motacillidae. The record is from RefSeq and is a predicted model, not a curated record.